Molecule: messenger RNA, 1710 nt
Organism: Malassezia japonica
Lineage: Eukaryota; Fungi; Basidiomycota; Malasseziomycetes; Malasseziales; Malasseziaceae
Exons: 3
Coding region: 1-1710 (569 amino acids)
Biological process (GO): thiamine biosynthetic process
Cellular component (GO): cytoplasm
Molecular function (GO): ATP binding; thiamine-phosphate diphosphorylase activity; hydroxyethylthiazole kinase activity
Source: RefSeq, a predicted model, not a curated record
AUGCACUACGGGCUGUACCUCGUCACCGGCCGGGCGCUCCUGCCGGCGGGCAAGGACUAUCUCGAGAGUCUCGACGAGACGCUCCGAGAUGGGCACGUAUCGGUUGUGCAGAUUCGCGAAAAACACACGCCCUACGACGAGUUUCUCGAGAUCGCUCAGCAGUCGCUGGCCGUGUGCGACAAGUACAAUGUCACAAUGAUCAUCAACGACAGCAUCGAAGUCGCCGAAAAGCUCCCGGAACGUGUCGGGCUGCACCUCGGCCAGGAUGACGAGAAAAUGGCGCUCGCGCGCGAACGCCUCGGGCCACGCCGCAUCCUCGGGCUGUCGGUACACACGCCGGCGCAGGCGCGCGCAGCGCUCGACAGCGAGGCGGACUAUGUGGGCGUCGGUCCGGUCUGGCCGACAGAGUCCAAGGCGGGCAUUGACAAGGAGGACGUCCUGAUGCUGCACGGCGCACGCGACGUCGUCGCCGCCCUCGUUCGUAGCCCAGAGGACGCGCCCAAGGGGGGGCGCAUGCGCCUGCCUUGCGUCCUGAUCGGCGGCCUCAACAUGCGCACGGCGACGCGCACGCUCGUCGGCGCCUCGUCGCCGGUGAACGCGCCGGACGGCAUGGCAGUCAUCUCGGCGAUCGUCGCGCGCCGCGAUCCGGGCCGUGCGGCGGCGGAGCUCUUUGCGGCCCUCGAGGCGUUUCGUGCGGUUCAGGCAUGCCGCGCGUCGCACGCCGCGACCGCGCCGCUGCAGUCGGCACCGCUUGCUGCGCCCUUUGACUCGGCGCACGCUCUGCUCGACGCCACCGCGGCACUCUUCACCGCGCACCACACGGUAUACGACGGCGAGACCCACACCGAGGACGACUCCAAGGUUACUGUUCCCCGCCCGCUCGUGCAGACGAUCACGUCGCAUGUCUCGUCGUACUUUAGUGCGAACGUCGCGCUUGCGUUCUCUGCAAGCCCGAUCAUGAGCCACGAGGCGGAGGAGGCCGAGGCGCUGAGCGCCGCGACGCGUGCGCUCGUGCUCAACAUCGGCACGAUCAACGCCGAGGCGCGCAAGGGUAUGGCUGUUGCCGGCCCGGCGGCAAACGAGCACGGGACGCCGGUCGUUCUCGACCCGGUCGGCGUCGGCGCGACGCCGUUCCGUUUCGAAACGGUGCAGACGCUCCUGAACCAGACGCAGGUGUCGCUCAUCAAGGGCAACGCCGGCGAGAUUGCCGCGCUCGCCGGCUCGAGCGAAGCGCAGUCGCAGGGCGUCGAUAGUGUAGGCGCCCUCGCGACGCCCGCUCAGCUCGCCGCGCAGCUCGCGAUGCAGGAAGGUGCACUCGUCUUGCUCACCGGCGCAACCGACUACCUGACGAACGGCGAGAUCGUCAUCGAGGCGCGGUGCGGCACGCCCCUCCUGGGCCGUGCGACUGCGACGGGAUGCGCGCUCGGCGUAAUGGUCGCUGCCGGCCUCGCAUCGGCUACACACGCCUACGAUAUCAAGCUGGGGUCCGCCGGCGUGCAGCGCAUGACGCCCCCACGCACGCACCCCAAGCUCCUGGUCGGUGCGCUGAUGGGUGUGCUCGCCUACACGAUCGCCGCCGAGCGCGCCGCCGCGCUGCCGAGCGUGCGUGGCCCCGGCACCUUUCUUCCCGCCCUGCUCGACUCGAUCGCAUCGCUCAAGCCCUCUGUACUGCACGAGUAUGCUGACCGCGUCUCGGUCUAUGCGCUCUGA